AUGCUGCAGACGCUGAUGCUAUGGGAAGAAACCUCCAACACUGUGAGUCUUGAGAGCUACGUCAACAAUCUUUCUUUCUCCAGCCAAGCCGGGUACGCUGCGCUCACCGACUCGCUUCAGGUGGCCCUCUUGGACGUGCACUCGAUCAAGUACCUUGAUCGAGUCCAGUGGGAGGUUGUGAAUCACAACCUCCCACUGGACUCGAUCAAGUACCUUGAUCGAGUCCAGUGGGAGGUUGUGAUUCACAACCUCCCACUGGACUCGAUCAAGGUACUGCGCAAGACGUAUCACAACUUGUGA
Saprolegnia diclina VS20 is the source of this 300-nucleotide messenger RNA. RefSeq lists its product as hypothetical. The record is from RefSeq and is a predicted model, not a curated record. Bases 1 to 300 code for a protein of 99 amino acids. The transcript has 4 exons. NCBI's taxonomy places the organism in Eukaryota, Oomycota, Saprolegniomycetes, Saprolegniales, Saprolegniaceae.